AUGACAGUUGCAAAGGAAUUGGACGCAAAACAAAUGCCUACCUGUGCUGUGAUAAAAGUGCACAAAACCACCCUAAAAUCCACCCGUUUAUCUAGGAAACGUCUCUCACUACGACCCGGGCCCGGUAAAACACGACCACGUUUCAUAAUGAGCAAGAAGCCCACGGUGAAGCGUACCAACAGCCAACUAUCGGUUGGACAAAAUGCAUCCUGCGCACCGAUAAGCCGCUGUGAGGAACAGCUCGAUGCAGCCAUUUAUCGGUGCCUGCACGCACUGACCAAGCGCCACCAGCCAACGGAUGAGUUUAGGGCACAGUUUUGCCGUGGCGCAUUUCUGAAAUCGAACACCAAGGCCUUCAUUCAAGUGAUGCACUUCCUGUUCAACGUGUACGAUGCGCGCGAGUUCCGCAAACGGUUCUACUGGCCAAUCUAUGACAAAGGGGCCGAAAAUGCGUUUCGCACGUCGACGGUCGAGUACGUGAAUCAUUUAAUCGAGCGUGGUAAACUGGUCGGCAUGGAAAAGAUUAAGGCGCACGUAGUCGUCCUACCGGGUGGGGCAAAGUUCAUGAAAUUUCUGCUCACCUUGAUACGGUUCGUCCUGCAGGAGGAGUUGCGCAGAGCGAAGAGUUCCGGGGAUGCUGAACCCAUCACGAAGACGCGCAUCGCUCAGAUGAUUGCAUCGCACAAACGCUGGGUCGAUGUUGGGGAUCGCAUUAGUUGCAUCGUUCACGAGGACAAUGCCGUACUGGCAGAGAAGACACGCAAAAUAGAUACGCUUAUCGAAACUAUCCUGCAGGGGAGCGAUUUGGCGAAACAGAUUAACUACGAAAAGCUGAUGGAGAUGUGGACCGUUUUGAUAAACACUCAGUUCCGAGAGCAGCAAAAGAUCCGCCAGCGUAUGCAAACCAUCGCCAAGGAGUUUGAUCGUGUGAUUAAAAAGAUCGGUAGCAAACUGAAGGGAAACGAACUAUCGCUCCCAUUUACGCAGGAUCAGCUGAAGGAUUGUCUCGGCAACUAUAGCUGCCAACCCGGCACGGAACUUCAUCAGCUCACGCAGGAAGUUUUCGACGGCAACGGUAAGCUGAAUCCGGUCCAGCUGUUGCACCUUUUCGAACACAUUUUACCAAACGUUGAGCACUUUUUUGUUGGAUUUUGUAUGAAAAACCCCGAACUUAUGAAGUACGAGCAUAAGGAACUAUCGAAGGUUACAGUCAAAUGCGAUGAUUUACGCCAGCAGCUGGAUGUGCUGCACCGGACCUUACCCAUGCUGGAGGAAUGUCUGGUGCGUGAUCUUCCGGGGCUCCUGGAUAAGGAUAAUUUCGCCAUCAAGAACAAACUCUUCUGCACGCCACCGAUCACGAUGGAUUUUGACGCACCAACGGAUGAUUUUCCCACGACCAGUGCCAACGGGAGAAGCAGCCAUCGGUUAGCACUGCUAAACAAGGAAGACGUACAUGCAAUGAACGCUCGUAUAAAGUUACUCUCGGUCAGUGCGUAUCAGCCACGGAGUCCAAAACCAGCUCAGAAAUAUCUAAAGCCCAUCCCGGAUCAAUUAAACCAACAGCAACAACCGAAUUCGGUCGUCUUUGCGGUUCCACGAGUAACUCGCAAAGAAAAGCUAAAUCCACUAACCAUGCUUAACCGCAUCAAGGCGCAAAGUCAAAAGCAGCAGAACGGUGCAGCCCGAUCGAAUGACUGUGCGCGAGUGAACAAUACGAUGAAUAUUUCCACGCUUAGCGAGAUAACGCUGAGGCCAGAAUUUUCAUCCACGCUUCUGGGAACGCCGGAAAAGACGGGCCCUGGAACCGUGGGACGUACGCCGAACGAGGACGAGCUGGAGAAGAAACCAAGUUCGGCACAAACUUUACAACUCCCAGUACCAGCUCAUCAACCGCAGGCGAAACGCGUGAUGGAUUCACCGAACGUACAGUCGAGCCCCCGACUGAUGGCAAUCUACGUCGAAUCAAAAACUCCCAAAUCGUCACUGUCGCCCAAAACGUUGUUCCGUGCACCCGUCACCAAAAGGACAUCCACCAAGCGAAGCUCGUUGAUCGAGAACGAAGCGACGGUGCACACUUCGCCCUCGGGAAGGUUGGAAUCAUUGCUGAAACAUGACGAACUGCCCCCACGCUGUCCGUUGCCCUUGGCUUUAGAGACGGAGAAGGAAACCACUGCAAACCAUGCGGAUUCUGGAGACUUUUCCGAUGAAAAAACGCUCAGUCCUGAGGUAAAAAAAGCGAACGGUGGUGUAUUGGAGGAUCUUUCGCGCACGCUGGUUGCGACCAGUAUCGGUAGUCAAAUAGAUGAUGGCGAAACUGGGCCGAUCGUAGAUCCUAUCGAUCAGUUACUGCAUACAGGAGAGUUGGACGAUGAUAACUUGUUUAACGUUAGCGACGGAAUAGUGACGGAUUUUGAAUGA
This is a messenger RNA of Anopheles marshallii, 2418 nucleotides long. RefSeq names its product augmin complex subunit dgt6 (gene dgt6). The transcript is spliced from 2 exons. Gene Ontology annotation, molecular function: microtubule binding. Bases 1 to 2418 code for a protein of 805 amino acids. Gene Ontology annotation, biological process: spindle assembly. Lineage: Eukaryota; Metazoa; Arthropoda; Insecta; Diptera; Culicidae. Gene Ontology annotation, cellular component: HAUS complex; mitotic spindle microtubule. The record is from RefSeq and is a predicted model, not a curated record.